AUGAGGGAGAGCAAAAGGCCACCCGAGCUGGCCGACAUCUCCCGUGUAGCGUUACAACAAUCUCUUUCCAAUGGAUCGGAGGCAUCGAGAAACGUAGCCAGAUGGGAGCACAAAACGCGAGCGCUCAGCCGAGCCUUUGGCUCGCCGCAUACUGCCUGCUACUGCCUGGGCACGGUUAUCCUGCUGCUGAACUGCGUGCGGAGCCAUUGCUUCACAGAGGCCAUGAAGAGCCAGCCGAAGCUGGAGGGCUUGGACUGCCGCUGGGCCUAUUUCUUGGGCUUGGCCGUCCUGGCCGUCGGGACCUUGUUCGUCAUCUCCAGCUUCUUGGCGCUGGGCUUCAUCGGGACGUUCCUGGGUGACUACUUCGGCAUCCUGAUGGAGGCCAAAGUGACGAGCUUCCCCUUCAGCGUCCUGGAUAACCCCAUGUACUGGGGCAGCACCGCCGUCUACCUGGGCUGGUCCCUCAUCAAAAUAAGUGAUGGCCGAGUGCUGGGGAGAGGAAACGUCAGCAGAUGAUCUGCAGCCGAGCGGAGUCCUUGGCAGGCUCCGCGGUUGGAAAAAUCAACAGCCGGGGCCAAAUUCACGCCAGGGGUCACUCAGCGGGGCAGGGCGCUGAUACCAGGCAUCAGCGUGGCCCUGUAAUUACUGCUGGAAAAAUCAAAACAAGCCAACACACCCGUCCCCCCGCUGCAUGGUGAUAACACUUCCGAAACACUCCUCAUGUGACACAACACAGCUUUAUAGCCUGCUUAGGAGGAAAUGAAUAAGCUGUAAUCUAGCAGUAAAUGAGCAAUAUACUCUAUAUAUUGUG
This is a messenger RNA of Struthio camelus australis, 811 nucleotides long. The record is from RefSeq and is a predicted model, not a curated record. NCBI's taxonomy places the organism in Eukaryota, Metazoa, Chordata, Aves, Struthioniformes, Struthionidae.